AUGUCCAAUUACUGUUCUGGAGGAGACUGUGCAGGAAGGCUGGAAGUUUUUCACAAUGGCUCAUGGGGGACAGUGUGUGAUGACUCCUGGGAUAUUAAAGAUGCCCAUGUGGUGUGCAGACAGCUGCAGUGUGGAGUGGCCCUCAGUAACCAGCAGGUACCAGCCUGGUUUGGUCCUGGUUCUGGACCCAUAUGGCUGGAUGAGGUGAACUGUGAGGGGAAUGAGACGUCCCUGUGGAACUGCUAUUCUCAGGUCUGGGGAAAACAUGACUGUAAACACAUGGAGGAUGUAGGAGUCAUGUGUUCAGAGUUUAAAGAGAUCAGAUUAACUGAUGGCUGUGAAGGGAAUGUGGAGGUUUUCUACAAUGGAUCGUGGGGUAAUGUAUGCUACAACCAGAUGGACAGAGACACAGCGAGUCUGAUUUGUCAAGAGUUGAACUGCGGAAGAUCUGGAAGUGAACCUAGUAAUUCAGUGGGACUAAAGUCAGCUCCUAAUCGGUUAGAUGAUCUUAAAUGUCGACCACAUGACUCCACUCUAUGGCAGUGUCCGUCUUCACCCUGGGGACAGAAUGACUGUGAUAAUGAUGUGGCUAAAAUCAUCUGCUCUGAGGAGGAGAGUUAUGAGUCUCCACGCAGUCGUCUGACAUGUUCUACCUCACCAUCUUCUCACCAGAGACAGUGUUCAAAGUAUGUUCCUCUGAGACUGAGUGGAAGGAAGGGCCGGUGCUCUGGGAGACUGGAGGUGUAUCAUAACACUGUGUGGGGUUCAGUCUGUGUUGAUCAGUGGGACAUCAGGGAUGCUCAGGUGGUCUGCAGGCAGCUGGGUUGUGGAGCAGCACUGAGUGCUGAUGGGAAUGCUGCCUUUGGUGCUGGUGAAGGUGUUGUGUGGCUGAACAGAGUCGAGUGCAGAGGGAAUGAGAUUCACCUGUGGGACUGUCUUCUCUCCCUGAAUAACCACACUGACUGCUCACACAAAGAGGACGCUGGACUCACCUGUGAAGAUUUGUCUGUCUCCACUACUCCUGGCCCUACAACAUCAGCUUUUCCUCCAGUUUCACAGUCCUCACUGAUCACUCAUCCACAAACUCCUCCAUCAUCUUCUCUCUCCAUCCCUCCAGUGGUUUUGAUUGUACUGGGAGCUGUACUCUUACUGCUCUUACUGCCACUCAUUAUACUGAUUCAGCAGAACAGAGUGAUGAGGAGAGCUCUUUCCAAGAGAAGACACAAGACUCAGACUGAAGCAGUUUAUGAGGAGAUUGAUCACAGACUCAUCACAAAUAAAGAUAAACACAUCACUCAGAGAGGAAGAGUCCUUUCUGAAGAACAGCAUUCUGGGUAUGAGGAUGCUGAUGAAAUUCUUUCAGAAGAGCAACAAGACACACCAGAGACCUACGAUGAUGCAAUCACUGCUGGACUGAGACGUUGUGCCACAGAUGACAUACCAGAAAACUAUGAUGACGUUGUGAUCGUACGACAGUUCUCCAGUAAUAAAACAGAGGGAGUUCAGGAGGAGUAUGAUGAUGUGAUGGAUGUCAGUGAAGAUGUGAGAAACCUGUUUGACUAUGAUGAUGUGGAGAAGGUGCCAGACAAACACAGAGGGACUGUUUAACUCAAGGAAC
This is a messenger RNA of Myxocyprinus asiaticus (Chinese sucker), 1618 nucleotides long. Its product is annotated as antigen WC1.1-like. Gene Ontology annotation, cellular component: membrane. The record is from RefSeq and is a predicted model, not a curated record. Lineage: Eukaryota; Metazoa; Chordata; Actinopteri; Cypriniformes; Catostomidae. The transcript is spliced from 12 exons. Bases 1 to 1608 code for a protein of 535 amino acids.